Molecule: messenger RNA, 1762 nt
Organism: Nematostella vectensis (starlet sea anemone)
Lineage: Eukaryota; Metazoa; Cnidaria; Anthozoa; Actiniaria; Edwardsiidae
Product: glutaredoxin domain-containing cysteine-rich protein CG12206
Exons: 4
Coding region: 1-840 (279 amino acids)
Biological process (GO): sensory perception of sound
Source: RefSeq, a predicted model, not a curated record
AUGGGUGAUCGGUUGUGCAACACAAUCAAGGAAACUGCGGAGGGUAGUGUGUUUUCGCACGGUCACACUGCGUUGAGAUUCUUCGUACACAGGGGAAGGUUACGACUUCACCAUCCAAAGAUGUCAAAUGAUAUUGAUAACGGAGUUGCACUAAACGGAGUAGAACUCAUCGGGUACAGUGAUCGGAAUGGGAGAAAAUCAAGUUUAAAAGAUGUUAUCUUUCCUAAUGAGAGGCAGGAACAAGAGGAAGAAAUAUUAGGCCCCUCUGGGACUAUCCGAGGAGUGAAGAACUUGAUCAAACAAAGGCAGGAAGCGCUCUUGAGGAAUGAGACUCUUAGUAAAACGAGACAGGAACCAGCUGAUGAAUUUUUGGGGAAAAUAAUAUUUUACACGACUUCCAUGGGUGGUAUUCGCUCGACUGUGGACGAAUGUCGGUUCGUGAAGAAACUUUUUGACAACCUUAACGUGGAAAUCGACGAAAGAGACAUCUUUAUUCACAAGGAGCAUCAAGUAGAGCUGGAUAGAAGGUUACAGGAAGAGAAGGCGCCCGUCCCGCAAGUAUUCGUCAAUGGCAUUUGUCUAGGGGGUAGUAAAGAGUUAUUGCAUCUAAACGAAACUGGUGAGCUCAAAGAACUGCUUUCUGGGUUCAAGAAACAACGAGACGUGUGUGCUAGAUGCGGUGGCUUUCGGUUCAUUAACUGCUCCUCGUGUAACGGUAGCAAGCGGACGCGGCGCAUGCGCAUUUCACGUGAGAUCAACAUGCUCAAGUGUACAAAGUGCAACGAGAAUGGACUUCUGAAAUGUCCGGACUGUGCCCCAGAGCCAGUUACAAUAAUCUAGAUUCCUCAAGCUUAUGCCUACAACACAGAAAACGCCCCACUGCAGUUCCCGCAAUAAGAAGUCUAGAUUGAUGCAGCUAGCUCGCUACCUCGCGUGUAGCAGGUGGCAAACCCGUAGUAUAUAGGAAAAGACUCGUUUCGCCAAUCAGUGCGGCCAUGGUUAGAAACUUUUGCCUGGGAAGAGAGGGAGGGGGACGUAGGGACAGAUGCUAUUUUCUUUCAUAAUUCCUUUGUACGUUUCCGAUUUUACUAGGGGAUCAUGCCCUCCUGUGUGACGUAACACAGUGACGUUGUGCCCAUAACACGGCCCUGCAACAGAGUAAUAUGCAGCGUUAUUCGAGGAUGAAGCUUAUUUCAAAAUUCCAAAUACAUUAUAAUUUAUUAUGCAGUACACUAUCCUUCGAGUUAAAUUAAAGCGUUCUAAGCCUGCAAAGAUUUUUUUCUGAUGACAUUUCUAACAAUGACAGGGCCGGGCCGCAGCAGGGGAUGGAGCACUGGGGCACGUGCCCCCAUCCCCCCCCCCCCCCCCCCCCCCCCCCACAAUAUUUGAAAAAAAUAUGUGGCUGGUUUCUUUAUUGUGCCCUUCCAAUAUCUUAAAGCUUGCUACGGCACUGAUUGAAAAUGUAUCAUUUUAGUGUCACGCGACUAGAGUUAGAAACACGUACUUCCACGAAUACAAAAGGUUUCCACACCAUCAAAACCAAUUGCCGCGAACUAUUUCCAACACCUUCUGACGAAUGUCUGAUUUAAUUAGUCAUGGGAAACCAGAUCCUUUUUUCUCAUAUAAAGUUUUACCCUUUUUUACACCUAGCUAAGUAACGCUUAAAUCGUAUGAAUAACUAAAGAGUCACGAUGGUAUAUAAAUAGGCACUAGCAAUGUGAUAAAAAAAGGGAAGAAGAGAUCAGAGGAGAGAGAGAGAAAA